GCCACGCAUGAUGUUCGCUCAGGUACGAACGUGACAGUGUACGAUUGUCGACUAAGGCAGGUGCUAAUCCACACGGCGCCUCUGAAUAGGCUUGGUGCUUGGGCGACCGGCAUAUAAGAUGCAGUGCACAUGGCCUUCCCCAGCUAGGACGGUACCCACCGCUACCAAUCAUCAAAGCCCCGCGAUAGCUUUCGAAGCUCUUCUCACGACAAAGUCGGGUGGUACCAAACUACAGUUCUACCAACAAACAUACUAGGCAAUAUGGCAGCUCCAGCAAGCGCUGAUAUUAAGAACCUUGAGGGAAAAUGGGUCAUGAACAAAUCCCUCUCGGAUGCUUUUGACGCCGUCCUCGCCCUCCAAGGCAUAGGCUGGCUGACGCGCAAAGCCCUCGGCGCAGCAACCGUAACCCAACACCUGUACCAAACCACUGUAGACGGCGAAGACAACACGCCAACGACAGAAAUCAAAAUCGACCAACUCAUAACCGGUGGCAUCAAAGGCUCCACUGAAACCCGCAUCCUAGACUGGCACUACCGCGAGCACGUCGACCGGCUCUUCGGCACCGUCAAGGGACGGUCGCGCUACAUUGCCCUGGCCAAGGCAGUCGAAGAAGGAAAAGCUGCGGGUGUGAGCGAGGAAGACGCAAAGUAUGUGGCCGAAGGCUGGUUGAAGGAGAUAGAAGAAGGAGAUAUUGUCGAGAGUUUUGUGGAGAACGAGGCGAACAAAUGGACUGCGUGGCAGAUUUGGGGGUUCGCAGAUAUUGGGGGUCAGAGGAAACUGACGAGGAAGUUUGUGGUUAGGAAGGUGGGGAGUGAUGAGGUUGUUAGGGUUAGGCUUGUAUAUGACUACACGGGCGCGUUGGACCAGGCGGCUUGAGAUGUAGGGCUGUACCUACCCGUUAUGCUGACCAGAGAAGUACGUUUCCCGAUCUCAGUUCUGUCUCACACGUGCCGUUUCAACUUCCAGCUUUCUAUGGGCAUCCUGUCCCUCGAGUUAAUGGCAAGUCGUGCAAGUUCUCUCUCCCAUAUUAUGUACCACUUUGCACAACACAACACGACCGCGGAGCAUUAUAGCCGGACCCUCGUACAGUUGAGCGUAUGCAUGGAUACAAAAUCCUUUCACCGGUCUGGUUACCUGAUAACGACCUCUCCUAGUACCACGCCGGUCAGUGAUUACCUCCC
Alternaria rosae is the source of this 1181-nucleotide messenger RNA. RefSeq lists its product as uncharacterized. The transcript is spliced from 2 exons. The record is from RefSeq and is a predicted model, not a curated record. Bases 262 to 876 code for a protein of 204 amino acids. NCBI's taxonomy places the organism in Eukaryota, Fungi, Ascomycota, Dothideomycetes, Pleosporales, Pleosporaceae.